Messenger RNA from Bactrocera neohumeralis, 1532 nucleotides. RefSeq names its product merozoite surface antigen 2, allelic form 2-like. The record is from RefSeq and is a predicted model, not a curated record. The transcript has a single exon. The coding region runs from base 1 to 519 and encodes 172 amino acids. Lineage: Eukaryota; Metazoa; Arthropoda; Insecta; Diptera; Tephritidae.
AUGCUUGGCGUCGGCCUACCCGGCCCCGGCGUGGGCUUGGCUGGCGGCAGCAUCGGCGGUGCGCUAGGCGGCGGUGGCGCCACUUCACCUACCACAUCCACUGCCUCGGCAGGCAUCGUCGGUUGCGGCGGCAGCAGCGGCCUACUGGGCAGCGGCGGCCUGCUUCCCGGCUCUGCCUGCAGCACCUUGCCACAUCCGCCGUCUUCCGCCGCUGCGGCCGCCGUCGUGUCCAGCGCCUUGGCGGCGGCAUCGGCCACAUGCGCGGGCGUCGGCAGCGCAACGGCGAACUUGAAUAGAAAUCUAGUGAUAUUGCGCAAUCACUUGCGUAAAAAUACAAAUGUGGCGCCCGCAACGGCGGCGGUAGCGCCUGCGUCAGCGUCCACAGCGCUGUCCACACCGACGCACACGGGCGCAUUCAACGACAUCACGCCCACCAACACCAACACGAACACACUGAGCAGCAGCACAAUCAGCGCACACAUCAACAACAUCAAUACCAAUCUGGAUCGGGAUCAAUAGCCCAGCAGCAAAUGGCUUGGCGCUUUUAAUUUAGUUCGCUUAUUACGUUAUGUUAAUUAGAUGUAAAAAAUACGCAAAUUAAGUGUGGAGAGUAGCAUUAAAGUGAAAAUCAACACUUCAUUAUCAUAGUAUAACUGUACAUAGGUCUAUUUAUAGUUGUAUAUGUAUAUGUAAAUCGCUGUGAUGACGCGUUCGAAUAUGCUUCAGUUCAAAUGUACAGUUAAAAUAAAUAGUGCACUCACACACACUCAUACACGCGCACACACAUACAUGCAUUGUUAUUAUAGCAAACACAAAAAAAUAUAAAACAACGCUUUUAUAUAUUUAAAAAAAAAUUAUGUACAUAAAUAUAUAGUAUAACGGAUAUUUUGCAUUUGUAAUUUGAGUACUUCCUCAGGUGAUGGCAUUUAAUAAACAGCAUUUAAUUAUUGUAUGUUUUAGCGGCAAUUUUUAUGUACAAAAACUUCGCAGCAUUUAUGCAAAUUGAUUGAGAACAACGCGCUACAACAACAACAAUAAAAAAAUCCGAAACAGUUUAUUUAAAAGUAUUUAUAAAAACAUCAACAAAAGAAACGAAGAAAUUUGUGUUUUGCAAUUCGCAACCACAAACACACACACACAUACACAUACAAAUAAACAAUAAGAAAUUAAUAUAAUUAGAAUGUGCGUAUGCGCACACACGCACACACUUCUGCGUUAAAUGAAAUUAAAAGCCAACUGCACACACACACACAAGCACACCAUAAAUACGUGAUAUUUCAAUACGUCCAUGACUUUUUUGCUUCAAUUUGUCGUUACUUAUGUAUAGUUGGUUAGUAUUAAAAGCGCAUCGCAUUAAUUUAAUUGUAUUUGAAGUUUUUUCGCAUCACUUUUUCCACCUUUAUGCAUUUAAUUAUAGAAAUUAACGGCAUACGUUCAGCUACAAAAUAAGCUGUGCACGUUACUUACGCUUCUCCUGAAUUGUUUGCAAAUAUUUAAUUUAAAUACGCCAACAAAUAAAAAUAAAUAAAUAA